This is a messenger RNA of Arabis nemorensis, 1197 nucleotides long. The record is from the annotation of a GenBank genome assembly. NCBI's taxonomy places the organism in Eukaryota, Viridiplantae, Streptophyta, Magnoliopsida, Brassicales, Brassicaceae.
AUGGAGGAGCCGAAGAAAGUUGCUGAUAGGUAUCUGAAACGAGAAGUUCUUGGUCAAGGUACUUAUGGAGUCGUCUUCAAAGCUACUGAUACUAAGAAUGGAAAUAUUGUAGCGAUUAAGAAGAUAAGACUUGGUAAGCAAAAGGAAGGUGUGAAUAUAACAGCUCUCAGAGAAAUCAAAUUGCUUAAAGAGCUUAAGCAUCCACAUAUAAUUGAGUUGAUUGAUGCAUUUCCUCACAAGGAGAAUUUGCAUCUUGUGUUUGAGUUCAUGGAGACUGACCUCGAAGCUGUGAUUCGAGAUCCAAAUCUGUUUCUGUCUCCCGCUGACGUCAAAUCUUACCUUCAAAUGAUACUUAAAGGUCUUGAAUAUUGCCAUGACAAAUGGGUUUUGCACAGGGAUAUGAAGCCGAAUAACUUGUUGAUAGGGCCUAACGGACAACUUAAGCUUGCAGAUUUUGGAUUAGCACGUAUAUUUGGUAGUCCAGGUCGUAAGUUUACUCACCAGGUUUUUGCUAGAUGGUAUAGAGCACCUGAACUUUUGUUUGGUGCUAAACAUUACGGUGCUGCAGUUGAUGUUUGGGCUGCUGGUUGCAUUUUCGCGGAACUUCUAUUGCGCAGACCUUUUCUUCAGGGAAAUAGUGACAUUGAUCAACUGAGCAAAAUCUUUACUGCCUUUGGGACUCCAAAAGAAGAUCAGUGGCCCGAUAUGCUAUGUCUUCCUGAUUAUGUUGAGUAUCAGUCUGUCACUGCACCUUCUCUACGUUCUCUAUUCCCAACGGUUAGUGAGGAUGCUUUGGAUUUGUUGUCAAAGAUGUUCACCUAUGACCCCAAGUGUAGAAUAUCGAUUCAUGAGGCUCUACAACACAGGUACUUCAUAUCUGUACCUUCUCCUACUGACCCUUUAAAGCUCCCAAGACCAGUUCGCAAGCAGGACGCUAAAUCAUCUGAUAGUAAACUCAAAACCAUUAAAGUGUUGUCACCAGCACAUAAGCUUAGAAGAGUGAUUCUUGACCGAGGAAAGUCUGGUAAUGGUUUCAAGGACCAGAAUGUGGAUGUCAUGAAACAAGCUAGCCAUGAUGGACAAGCACCAAUGUCUUUAGAUUUCACUAUCUUAGCCGAGCGGCCACCAAACCGACCAACCAUCACCAGCGCAGAUAGGUCUCAUCUAAAGAGGAAGCUUGAUCUCGAGUUCCUAUAG